Molecule: messenger RNA, 981 nt
Organism: Salvelinus fontinalis (brook trout)
Lineage: Eukaryota; Metazoa; Chordata; Actinopteri; Salmoniformes; Salmonidae
Product: histidine-rich glycoprotein-like
Exons: 2
Coding region: 1-981 (326 amino acids)
Source: RefSeq, a predicted model, not a curated record
AUGCCACCAGGCUGUAGGGAGGAAACAGGGCCGUGCCACCAGGCUGUAGGGAGGAAACAGGGCCAUGCCACCAGGCUGUAUGGAGUGCCCUAUGAGAUCCACUAUGGGAACCACUAUGGGAACCACUAUGGGAACCACUAUGAGAACCACUAUGGGAACCACUAUGGGAACCACUAUGAGAACCACUAUGGGAACCACUAUGAGAACCACUAUGAGAACCACUAUGAGAACCCCUAUGGGAACCACUAUGAGAACCACUAUGGAAACCACUAUGAGAACCACUAUGGGAACCCCUAUGGGAACCACUAUGAGAACCACUAUGGAAACCACUAUGGGAACCCCUAUGGGAACCCCUAUGAGAACCACUAUGAGAACCCCUAUGGGAACCCCUAUGGGAACCACUAUGAGAACCCCUAUGGAAACCACUAUGGGAACCCCUAUGGGAACCCCUAUGGAAACCACUAUGAGAAGCCCUAUGGGAACCCCUAUGGGAACCCCUAUGGGAACCCCUAUGAGAACCACUAUGAGAACCCCUAUGGGAACCACUAUGGGAACCACUAUGAGAACCCCUAUGGGAACCCCUAUGAGAACCCCUAUGGAAACCGCUAUGAGAACCACUAUGGGAACCACUAUGGGAACCACUAUGGGAACCACUAUGGGAACCCCUUUGAGAACCACUAUGGGAACCACUAUGGGAACCACUAUGGGAACCACUAUGGGAACCCCUUUGAGAACCACUAUGGGAACCACUAUGGGAACCACUAUGAGAAUCACUAUGGGAACCACUAUGGGAACCACUAUGGGAACCACUAUGGGAACCACUAUGGGAACCCAUUUGAGAACCACUAUGGGAACCACUAUGGGAACCACUAUGAGAACCACUAUGAGAACCACUAUGGGAACCCCCUUGAGAACCACUAUGGGAACCACUAUGGGAACCACUAUGGGAACACCAUGAGAACCACUAUGGGAACACCAUGA